This is a messenger RNA of Dalotia coriaria, 1160 nucleotides long. RefSeq names its product eukaryotic translation initiation factor 4E homologous protein (gene eIF4EHP). The transcript is spliced from 4 exons. Gene Ontology annotation, biological process: translational initiation. NCBI's taxonomy places the organism in Eukaryota, Metazoa, Arthropoda, Insecta, Coleoptera, Staphylinidae. Gene Ontology annotation, molecular function: RNA 7-methylguanosine cap binding; translation initiation factor activity. Gene Ontology annotation, cellular component: eukaryotic translation initiation factor 4F complex; cytoplasm. The record is from RefSeq and is a predicted model, not a curated record. The coding region runs from base 193 to 846 and encodes 217 amino acids.
CAGUGAUUUUGAAGGUCAAACUAUUCGAGCAAGAUUUCCGCGCUGUGUGUAUAUGUAUUUUAAUGUCAAAAACAUUGCAAACGGUAUUAUUUGAAACAAUUCAACGUAGACAGUCUGUGAUACAAGUAUUUUAACAUAAACUUAGCGCGAAUUUUCACUUCAAGCACGCCAAUUCACACCAUCGCCGCCACAAUGUCCAACAAAUUCGAUGCGCUCAAACAAAACACAGAAAGCUCGGACAGCGGUAGCGGCGAAGAUGACAUGAACAACGGCCUUUUAGACCUGGGCCCCGUUGACUACCCACCUAACGAGCACCGACUGCAGCACGCCUAUUGCUUGUGGUACUCACGGCGGCCCAAUUUAUCAGCGCGAGCCGCAGCGGGCCAGGGUUACAGCUCACAAGGAUACAGCCAAGCUUUGCAGCUAGUUGGGCAGGUGGCAACUGUGGAGCAGUGGUGGGCUCUAUACAGUCACAUUAUUAGACUGCAUGACCUACCACUGCAUACUGACCUGCAUCUCUUUAAAAAGGGUAUUCAACCUAUGUGGGAAGACCCUGCUAAUAGUAAAGGUGGCAAGUGGGUGAUUCGCGUGCGAAAAGGGCAGGCGAGUCGUGCAUGGGAAAAUCUUUGUAUGGCUAUGUUAGGUGAACAAUUUAUGGCUGGUAAUGAAAUUUGCGGUGUGGUUGUCUCAGUCCGAUAUCAAGAAGACCUGCUGAGCAUUUGGAAUCGCACCGCCUCGGAUCAAAUAACCACAGCUAGAAUUAGAGAUGCUCUCAAACGAUUACUUAAUUUACCUCUCAACACCACCAUGGAGUACAAAACGCAUAAUGAUAGCCUCAAAUAUUAGUCCUGAUCUUCCGCAAGCUAGCUACCUUUUAAUAUUUGAUUUUGUUUUCUUCCAAAGUAUUUGUACUCACUCCUAAGAAAUAAAAGCGUUAACAUCGAUCGAAAUCAAAUACUUUUGGGUAUUGCUCAUUGUCUGUUGUGCUUUUUCAAGGGCUUGGAAGACAGUUCCGACUCCGACAAAGAGUUGAUCGAGGUUUUUCAAGCAUUUGACCAGAUAGAGAAUUUUAUCGCUAUGCCAUUGUUAAACAAGAAACUGUAUAUUACGUUUACUUAUAUAUACUUUAUUUGUGUCAAUAAAUUUUCAAUUGAAUCUAG